ACUUAAGACUAUAUUGCUACCUUCUUAAUUUGUGGUAAUUGAUUGAAUGUAGAUUUUACGAUUUUCGAUUGUGCGUUACUUUAUUGUAACGUACGACAUCAUACCAUCCGACCGGAUCCGACCAACCGAUACGGAAUUUACGGGAAGCGCUUGAACGCACUCUAGCUACAUGUGAAAGCAACUAGCUAGCUAGCUAUUGGCUAAUUACAAUUAACAUUUGUGAAACGAAAAGCACGAGACUUUAAGUUACGUUACUGUGCGAGUUAGAAAGUAUUUUAGACACUCUUCCAUGGUUUUAACUGGGAAAAUAGCUCAGCAUUUACAAGCUAACUUAUGUUACCAUUAGCUCAUCUCCAAGUUCUAUGUCAGUGAAACUGCUAGCAGCAAAGGAUUAGGAGAUGUUUACAUCCAGCCUUUCUACAGAACAACAGAGAGACCUGGCGAAAAGACUCACCGCUUUCCUGUCUCAGUACAGCCACGUAUCCGACUCCUAUAUCAUUGAGUUCUUCACUGAAGAUCUCUGGCACACUUUACCCAACACCUGGCAGCCUGUGCUGCAGGACCUGUCGUAUCCACAGAUCGCAGACCUGUUACUGGAUGCUGCACACAGAGACAAGAAAUAUCCUUCGGUGUGGCCUCUGUCGCUCUUGGCGUUCCGUGCCACAGCUCACGCUCUGGCGUUUCCCAGAGAGUGCAGGCGAGGGCGAGGCACGGCGGCCGGCUCGGAGAAGCCUGAGGAGUUCCUGCACAACCAAAGUCAGAGCGCCCUGCUGGGACACAUAUUCAGGAAACAUGUCAAACCCAAGAAACAGCACGAGAUCCGCAAGCUGGGCUCGCUGGUAAAACAACUUUGUGACCAGACUGACUGCAACAGCGUGAUGGAUGUGGGCUCUGGACAGGGUCAUCUGACUCGUUUCCUGUCCUUUGGGCUCGGACUGUCUGUGACCGCAAUUGAGGCUGAUCACACCCUGGUUGCUAUGGCGUCCAAGUUUGACGAACAGUUGCUGUGGGCCUUGGAGAAGGAAAGGCAGAAAAAGAACUGCUCCUCUCUGGUCCCGGUGUCACAGUCCUCUCCCCGCCAUGUGGCCGGUUGGGUAAACCCCAAGGCAUCAUGGGAGGCCUUCAUCAAGCAGCUGAGUGUUUCAGAUCGUGUCGACGAUGGUCUCCCAACUCCGUCUGGACCCAGCAAAAAGAGACUGCGGGGCUGUGAGCUUCAGGGGGCCUCUCACGUGGUCCGGACGUCAUCGUGUCGCGUUUGCACGGACUCUGAAAGUCGCUCGCAGGACUCUGAAUCGUCGUCGCAACGCCAGUCAAGCAAAAGCGAGUCUGAAGAGGAGCCAUCUGCAGGAAAACGCUGCUUGUGUGGAGAAAACAGCCAGCGGCAUCCAGACUUUGUCCUCACCGGUCUCCACGCGUGCGGCGACCUCAGCGCCACACUCCUGCGCCACUUUGUCAGCUGCCCAUACGUGCGCGGCAUCACCUCGGUGGCGUGUUGCUAUAUGAAAAUCACGACCAAAGAAAACCCCGCCCCUCCGGGAGUGGUCGCAGCUCCGCAGACACCCAGCCGGGAAGCGCUCCCCUCAAAGUUCGGCUACCCGAUGAGCUCCUGGGUGGGGGGGCUGCCGGGACACCAGCUGUCCUAUAAGGCGAGGGAGGGCGCGUGUCACGCCACUGAGGACUAUACGCGGAGGCUUCGGGAGGAAAGCGAGUUGCUGAGGACACACUGUUACCGGGCGACGCUGGAGACCUUCAUCAGGGAAACGAGGCCAGAUCUACGCAGGGCAGGAAUCCAGACCAUAAAGAAAGCCCACUUACUGCCGUUUACACAGUACGCCCGUCUGGGUCUGGCUCGGGUCGGCCUGCCUCCCGGGUUGCCUCUGGCCCCGCAGCGGGUGGAGGCCAUGUUGAAGCAGCAGCGCAGGGUGGUGGUGUACUUCAGCCUGGCCCUGCUGCUGGCUCCUGUGGUGGAGACGCUGGUGCUGCUGGACCGGAUGAUCUACCUGCAGGAGAACGGCGUGGACAGUCAGCUGGUUCCUCUCUUUGACCCAAACUUUUCUCCAAGAAACUUUGUGCUGGUGGCUCUGAAGACAUGAUCUUCCUGCUGUGGAGCCCCUCAGGUUUUCAGCCUCACUGUGACACAGGAACACGCUGGAACUUGUUGCGUAUUUCUUGAGUUUUUGAGAAAGGAGAGGCUUGGUUCCAAUGAAGAUUUAACAAAAAGAUUUAAUGAACAAAAUGACACGACGGAACAGGAUUUUACGCUGCAGCGGACUGAAAAGAUGCUUCUCCCUUCUGGAGUCCCAAACAUUUCUCAGUUUCACAAAUAUAUUCUCUUGAAGUUGGGGGCGGUUCCUUGGAUGAAAACAUUCUCUAUUGGUCCGUCGUCGCCCAAAAGAAGGCGCUAUCUCCAAAUCCAUCCAGCGUCUUGAGGCCACUUGUGGUGGGUGUCAAUUAUUUUCAAGCUACAGGAAUAAACAUUCUUUUGUUCUAAUCUAGUCUGCACGCCAGCAGGGGUCAGCUCCAAGACUGAUAGACAAAAGGUUUCUUCCUGCCGUGUGACAAAGAGCUUCCUCCCGUAUGCUAAGUGACAGACAUGAUUUUUUUUAAGAUUAUUUGUUUGGGGCCCUUUAUUGUACAGUGACAGUGGAUA
Messenger RNA from Sander lucioperca (pikeperch), 2650 nucleotides. It is a transcript of the gene mettl25b, whose product is annotated as ribosomal RNA adenine dimethylase domain containing 1. Lineage: Eukaryota; Metazoa; Chordata; Actinopteri; Perciformes; Percidae. Gene Ontology annotation, biological process: rRNA modification. Bases 399 to 2093 code for a protein of 564 amino acids. The record is from RefSeq and is a predicted model, not a curated record. The transcript has 9 exons. Gene Ontology annotation, molecular function: rRNA (adenine-N6,N6-)-dimethyltransferase activity.